Musa acuminata AAA Group (dessert banana) is the source of this 2578-nucleotide messenger RNA. Its product is annotated as inactive poly [ADP-ribose] polymerase RCD1. The coding region runs from base 575 to 2335 and encodes 586 amino acids. The transcript has 7 exons. The record is from RefSeq and is a predicted model, not a curated record. Gene Ontology annotation, molecular function: NAD+ poly-ADP-ribosyltransferase activity. Lineage: Eukaryota; Viridiplantae; Streptophyta; Magnoliopsida; Zingiberales; Musaceae.
UUUUCGCAAGAAAGCGGGGCGGACCGCCGACUGUCCUCCGCUAUUUGUAGUCCGCCUCUGCCCCGGCGUGACGCCCUUGUUGCUUGCUUGCUCUUCGUUUCUCGCUCUCCCAAAUCUAGGGGUCCAAAAACCGCCGCCCCCGAACACGGAGAUCGGAUGAGAGAGACAGUGGCCUUCGAUCGGAGACGCAUCACCUAAUUGACAACCUUUACCUCUUUAGGGUGGUGUCAUAACUGUUCCUUUUCUUUUAUUUUUCUUGCUUUGCUUGGUCUAGUUUGGUUUUUGCUACUGGGAUGUAACAAUUCUUUUGAUACUUUUGAUGAAGCUUUUAGUAUCUUUCCAGAUUUGUUUUCAUUUUAUAAUAAGAACUAUAGUAAGAAACUCAGUAGGAGCAUCUUAAAUAUUGUGUAUACUGUAUCAGGGUAUCCUUGAUCGCAGACUUCCCUGACAUGAAUUUUUCUGGCUAUUCUACCAUGAGUAUUUGUAAAUACUGUAAGUUAGUAGGCAUGCUUCGUGGAGACAAGUAAGUCAGAGAGAAUUAGUCAGUGGUUUGCAGUUAUCAUCGUGAGUAAAAAUGGAACAGAUGAACGUAAAGGCAUUGGAUAAAGGUGAAAAACAUGAUCUCAAGAGGAAAAGAGAUCCUGCCUUAUACUUCACUGAUGUUGGCCAAGGCCUGGUAGGAUGUGGUGAUCAUCUUAUUCCAGGCCAAUCCUCUCGAAGGGUUUCCAUCACAAAAGGCUGUAAAACUAACUUAGGCUGCCAUCCAGAGACUCAUAUUCUCAAGAAUUAUUACAACUUCACAAAAAGUGGGUUGCCAAAACGUGUGCUGGCAUAUGAGAAUGGUGAAUGGAAAGAUUUUCCUGAGAAUAUUGUGAGUUUGGUUCAGGAAGAUUUUCGGUCAAAGAAAGCGAUUACUGAGGCAGGUUUUCGAAAUCAGCAAUUGUUGUUAGACUACAUUUACAUGAUUUGUAUAGUCUUGGAAACAGGUUUGGUGAAGCCAAUAGCUUGGAUUGAUGAUCAUGGAAAAUGCUUCUUUCCAGAAUUACGUCCUGAAUGUUAUGUAUUGCAUAGAUACCAUCACUCUGACAAUGAUAUUCAGGUCUACAUGAAUCCUGAUGCAAAUAGGAAACAUGAAACAAAUGACCAUUUUGAGAUUUCCAUUAGUGCAGCUGAAAGCUCAAGUUCACGACCUGAUGAUGAGGCUAUGUCUAAUGUCAAGAGGGUCAAGAGUGAAAAGAAUUCUGCUAGUGAUUGUAAUAUUUAUGUUGAAGUCAAUGAAGCAGUUGGAGAAAAUGAGUCAGGUUCUGCAUUACCUUCAAAUGUCCCUGCUUCUAGAAUUUGUCAAGCACCUGCAAGUGGUUGCCAAGUUAAUAGAGCUGUGCAGGAAAUGUUACUUCAAGGGUUGGGCAAACUCAUUGAUGCAAAAGACAUUCUUGGAAUCCUUAGGACCCCAUUGAGAAAUGAUUUAGGUCAAGUUCGUUUUAACCUUUUCCAAGAGCAGGUCGAAAUUGCUAAAAAGGUGCGUGGCAAUGCAAAUGUCCGUUACGCAUGGCUUGCUUCAUCAAAGGAUGCAGUGGAAGGGAUGAUGUUGCAUGGGACUCUGACAAGACCUGAGCAGAAAUGCCUUUAUGGCAAUGGCAUUCAUCUCGCCCCUGCAAAUUGUUCUAAAAUCUGUGCUAGUUAUUCUGAUGUUGACGAAAAUGGUGUCAUACACCUAAUGUUGUGCCGCAUUAUAAUGGGAAACGCGGAACUCAUUUACCCUGGGUCUAACCAGUGUCAACCUAGUAAUGAGAACUUUGACACUGGUGUAGAUGAUCUUCAAAAGCCAACUCAUUAUAUUAUAUGGGAUAUGAAUAUGUAUACCCAUAUAUAUGCAGAAUACAUAGUGACUUUUAAGGUGACCUCCAAACUUAAAGAAUGGCUGGUUGGGAAAGAAAGUAAAUCUAAUGUAUCUGCCCUCACAAAUUCUGGUUCACCUCACAGCUUAUUACAGGAUAAGGCUUUUCAGCCAUCUCUGGCCUUUGGAAAUAAAGCUCAGGCUCCUGUGUCCAGAACGAUGCCAAGAAUUCCAACCUCACCGUGGAUGCCGUUUUCAAUGUUAUUUGCAGCAAUUUCAACUAAAGUGCCUCCGGAGGACAUGGACUUGGUUCACACUCAAUAUGAUGAAUUUAAGAAGGGAAAGAUAAGCCGGAUUGACCUGGUGAAGAAGUUAAGGCAGAUAAUUGGAGACAAACUAUUGGUCUCUACUAUAAUGAGGCUGCAACACAAGUUACCCCCCAUGGCUAGACGAGAGCCCCCAAAAUGCUGGUCUCACAACUUGCCACACGAGUCUUGACAUGGCGAGGUUAAGUUUGAAGUAAGUAUGAUGGUUCUCUUACAUCCGUACUCUGCUAAUUCUUGUAGGCAGUGGAUAAACUUACUGAAGAUGUGGUAUUAGGUUAAUGUAGAACAAUGCCGACUGUUGGUACGCUACUGCGGAUUGCUUUUUUGUUUUGCUGGUGUACUUGUAAAGUGGGUGGGACUUGCUUUUCUUUGCAAUCAAAUGUGACCAUGAGGAAGCUCUGCUUUCUGCUGCUCC